UAAAAUGAUUUAUUUGGAAAUUUUUUGUUUGAAGUUACAUUAUCUGCCAAUAUGUGUACUAAAACUACCAAAAAAUUAAAUAGAAUAAAUAAAAUGAUUAAAAGAGUUCGCAACAAAUGGGGUCUAUCAUGGUCGCAUCGUUUCUCGUCCAAACAUCUGGCAAAGCGCAAACUUCCUCCUGUUCCGGUAACAUCGGCGGAAGAGCCUGUCCUAAUAUGCGCAACAGAUACAGGGCCUCCGGUCAAAGGCGAUCCUCCGGACACCGGAUCGCCCGACUUAACCCAGGCCGCCGCCCCUCACAAGGAUAUCAGGGAAUGGUUGGAUGCCCUCGGAUUGAUGCAAUACGAUAAGGUAUUUGAUGAUGUCAAAGGUGUUGAAGAUUUACUUAAUCACUCGGAAGCUGAUCUUACUGAAUUAGGAAUUAAAAAUUCGGCCCAUAGAGCAGCCAUGGCUAGCAGUUUGGUUAUACUUAAGACGAAAUUGGAACGAGGAAACAACAAUUACAAAAAACAUAUGCACAUGAGGCACAGCGUAGCGCUAGAUGAUGGAUCCAAGAAAAAUGUGCGUUCUGAAAUUACUCCAAACUGCGACACCAAACAAACCAAGAGUUUAUGCAAUCUUAUUAUGGAUACCCCUGUUGAGAAGACUCAAUCAAGUCCUAGAGAAUUGCGAAUUGCCCUGGAACAGGAGCUAUCACUCGACGCCAGAGACCUAAGAUCACAUGGCUGGUACCAUGGACCAAUACCCAGAGCUCGAGCAGAACGACUUCUGGUCAACGAUGGCGAUUUCCUGGUCAGAGAUUGUUCAUCUCAGCCAGGGGACUAUGUGCUGAGUUGUAAAUCGAAGGGCACGCCUUUGCAUUUCGUUAUUAACAAGGUACUCCUACAACCAGAAACAGUCUACGAACGACUUCAAUAUCGAUUCGAAGAUGAUGCUUACGACACAGUUCCUGAUCUCAUUACUUACUAUGUCGGAUCAGGAACACACAUCACGUCUGCCUCGGGAGCAAGGAUUCAAUUUCCCUGCAACAGGACGCAACCUUUGUCACAUUAUAGUACACAAUAUACAGGUGUUAUGGGCCCUUUACCAGGGGUGAAUCCGUAUACUAACAGGCAUUGUGGUCAACCUCCAAGGUUGCCCAUGAAGAAACAAAGAGACCAUGAAAAGGCAAAUUCUGCGGAUGGAAUCAUUCGAGCUACCGGAGGCGAAUCCUUUAAUACACAUUCCUUACCAAGAUCUCGAGCUUCAAGAUCUCCGAGACUUGAUAGGAGAAAAUUUGAAGUGCCGGAUGAAUGCGAUGAGAUUUAUGGAGAAGCCCCUCCAAAACCAUGCAGGAUGCCAACUUCAUCUUUACCACCUAGAGCAUCAAAUUAUCAGGCAUCCGGAUCGGAUUCAGGAAAUGGCAGUGGAGAUUCGGCACAAAGUUCAGCUACUGGCGAUUCUGCUUUAGAUCCAAAUCACAGACACAGCGGAGUUAUUAUAAAAAAUCCACAUUAUAUAGUAAGUUCGGCGUCAAGUACAACUCUCAAAAAUUUUGUUGAAUUUGACGCUGCAGCAGCAGAAGAAAGAUUAGCAAAAUCACCUACACCUGAAUUGCGCUGUGAUAGCAGGUUUGAUGUCGAAAGUUUCCAUACCCUAUUAUUACCAGCAACGGAAAACAAACCUCUGGAUGUGAAUGCCUUACGUAGUGUACUAGAUAUGCUAGUGGAGACGGGAUCUAGAAUAAUAGCCAAUUAUUUGACUAAAGUGGAUAUAGAUUUUAUGUUAGGAGUACAAGAAGAUAACAAAGAGAAUGUAUGUAUAGAAAAAGCUGAAGAAAAUUCAGAAAAUAAAGUAAAAAAUAAAUCAGACCUGGACGCUUUGAGACUUCAGUCUGGGUUAGAGUUAAUUUGUCUACCUCAUGGACAUCAGUUUAGAUUAGAUUUGAUAGAAAGGACGGAAUGCUUAAAGUUGAUGGUGGCAGUUACAAUAUUAACGUGUGCUUCAGAUCUCGAACGUGCUGCGAUUUUACAUAAAUGGAUUCAAAUUGCCAUUGAUACGAAAACCGCACUUGGAAAUCUCUAUGGUUUUUGUGGAAUUAUGCUUGGAUUAUCUUUGCCACAGAUUCAAAAAUUAGAAAAAUCAUGGCAUAUUCUGAGACAAAGACAUACGGACAGUGCCUUUCAAUUUGAAGCUAAAUUGAGGCCUACAUUAAAAGCAAUGAAUGAAGGCCAUAAUCCUCAGGCUCCCAAUACGACAAUACCUCAUGUACUGCCUAUCGCACUGUUGAUGGAACGCGAUCUCGAUGAUUUUCAAGUUGCGAUUAAUAGUACUGGUUUUGCGAAUAGCUGCUUAGCUAGUUGGGAACAAAAUUCUACAGAUUUUGGAUUAACCACCUUAAUUCAGCACAUGCAGGCUGCAAGAUCUUUUGCGCCUAGUGUUGCCACUUUUAGGCGAAUUGCUAACAGCGUCCUACAAGAAAUCGCCGAAGAAGACAUCUCUUGUGACGCUUUCAGGACUGAGUUUCAUCAGAAGUUCCUCUGGGGUAGCAAAGGAGCUACUUUGAGUGCAGAAGAAAGGCACUCGAAAUUUGAUCAAAUUCUCACAAUCAUGUCAGAUAAAUGUAUCAGGGAUAUAGCACCGAAUUCAGCAAGUUCGCAAUAAAUAGUUAUCACCAAAAAAUCUGAAAUAGACAAUACGCACAUCGUCAACUUAGAUAUAUAAAUUAGUUAUGGAUAACAAACACAACUAGUGCAUUUCUAAUGAAAUAUUUAUAC
Ctenocephalides felis (cat flea) is the source of this 2756-nucleotide messenger RNA. Its product is annotated as breast cancer anti-estrogen resistance protein 3 homolog. Lineage: Eukaryota; Metazoa; Arthropoda; Insecta; Siphonaptera; Pulicidae. The record is from RefSeq and is a predicted model, not a curated record. Gene Ontology annotation, molecular function: guanyl-nucleotide exchange factor activity; phosphotyrosine residue binding. Bases 52 to 2643 code for a protein of 863 amino acids. The transcript has 13 exons. Gene Ontology annotation, biological process: small GTPase-mediated signal transduction; positive regulation of peptidyl-serine phosphorylation.